UAAAGAUGGAGUGACUUGUGGGAAGAAUAGGUGUUGUACCCAUCUAAGUUUUUACGCCACACUGCGAGCUGCAAACAAUUUUUAUGUGCCGGGUCGUUGGGCUAUGUUUAUCAGGCCUCAGAGACUGAAUUGAGGUGGUGAGCAGCUGGAACAAUCGAAAAAGAGAGUAUUUUACUUACAUUUUCUUUCCCUGGACCACCUCCUCUAAACUUGUUGGACUUGGUUAAAUCGGGCACCCAAUGUCAUUAGGAAGGCACAACCAGCGUAGAAAUCCGUAUGUCAGUAGUGUUACCAUGCCAGCAAUUAGCCAAACGUGAAACUGACGUACAUAAACAGAAGGUAUUCUAAAAUCAAUAUUUGAGGAGAAGCACAGCAUCAUACCAGUAAAAGGGAUUUUUCCCAACUCCCAAGAAGUAAGAUUUUCCAGAAGUGAACAUAUUGAGAAGAAUCUGGAAACAUCUACAGAUUGCUUCAAAUUGGACCAUGUGAUAAUCUCCGGUUUAAAACGUGACAACGAAUCUGCUGUCUCUCUGACGUGUGACAUGACAUUUUUUUCUGCGGAUUAUGGAAGUAUCAGCAGUAAUAAAAAAGUGAGACUUCUUGGUUUCUUCGUGAAAAACACAUUAGCCGCUCUCACUUUUAGGAAUACAGUUUACACUUCAAAACUUGAUAUAAAAAGGUGACUGUGAUUCCUGCUCAUUUCUGACUGGAAAAUGGACUGUUUUCUACAAAGAUGCUUAAGAUUAUGGAUUUGAUUUUCUUCUUCUCCAUCACUGUCUGAUUCUUAGAAUGUCAGCAAUAGGCUAGUAACAUAAGUGUACUAGAAAUUUGUACACAGAACAUUUUCGUAAUAAAAACAGACAAGUUUAUCUUUUUUAAUGAGAAGUCGUUGAGCAAAAGCUCAGACUUUUAAAGCCAAAAACAAACUUAGUGAAACGAAGAGUGAGCAGUUUUGAAAAUUUUGUUAUUGUGAUGUGGAAAUAGACAACAGAAUGCCAAAUUCUGAGUGCAAAGAUGCAAAACAAUUGGAGGCCCGUGAAGAUGGUAACAGUUGCAAGCUGGACGAUGAUUCGGAGCAGGAUGUCAGCAUCUGGCAGCAGUUGCCAGAUGGGGUUCUGUACCAUAUCUUCUCGUUCUUGAGUGCACGCGAUGUUCUCCAUGCCUGUCUGACGUGUCGGCAGUGGAUGCGUGUUUCAUAUGAUGAAUUUCUGUGGAUGGAACUUUUUUACAGAAUGCUGGACAUUAACAGGCAGGUGCCAAUAGCUCCGGGGAAGACAUCUUGGUACUACGAGUUUCAGAGACUCUACUAUCACACCCCCGUGAUUCAGAGCGAGAAUCUCCAGGAAGGGCCAGGCCGCCACACCGAUCAGGUGCUUCACGUCAGCUUCUCUCACAACGGGGAAUAUUUUGCAACUAGUUCCAAAGAUGGAACUAUCAAGGUGUGGAAUGCAGGAUACCCAGCCACUCUAAAAUAUUCAGAAGAUUUGACCAAGUUGACUUGGAAAUACACACAGUUUUCAGAAUUCAAUGAAAACGACACACUUCUCCUUGUAUCUGGCGUUCACUUUGGGUCCCACAGCACUUCUGGGGAAAUUGCAGUUUUCAGCCUCCAGGAUGAGUUUCAGCUUCAGUGCCGGGUAAUCAACAAGCCCUAUGACAUAUUUGGUUGCUGGUAUGAUGAGAAUUACUUGCUGGCUGGGAAUCUUUAUUGGCUUGGAAACCUGUCCUCGUGUUCCACCAUUUCAAUUAAUAAAGCCUUCCAAGCCACGGAAUCAGAGAGGGAAUCUGUAAUGAUGACACUGUUUAGAUUCCUGAACAUCAACGCCAGUUCCAUACGUACCAUCCUUGUGGCCACAUGCCCCAACGAUUCCAAGUCCAACUCUGACCUGGGUCCUGAUGACAGUUUGGCCAGAGGAGGCUCGUUAAAGAGGUCCGUGAGCCAAAACUCCGUUGAACAGAAUGUUUGGAAGUCACAAAGAAUACAGAUCUAUGAAGAUGAACAGGGUAUUCAGCUCCUUGAGGUUGACCAGUUUAAUGCUGACAGAGGUCGAGGGGCAUCAAUUUUGUACAAUGAAGAUUAUCGUAGUGCUGAGUCUGCCAGGCUGUCUGACAGGGAAGACGAUGGGGAGGGGGUGGCUAGAGCCACCAGAGAGAACCAGAAGAAAAAAGAGGAAAAGAAAGCUCGAAAAGAAGAUCAGAUAGUUUGGAGGAUCGAAGAACAAAACGAUCAUGUUUGCCAGACAUCUGACAAGGCCUGUUCAGACGGGUCAAUGAUAGGAGAGAGGCAAUAUGCCGAGGGUGCCCUCUGCAGACCUAUUGCUGGUCUAAAAGUCUCAAACAUGAAUUCAAAUGCCUGCGCAGCUGGAUCAAGCAGAGCUGGCAGUGCCCCCAGUGCAAACACAAAGACACAGAUAGACAGACAGAACUCAUUGGGUUCAACCAGCAAAGCGUGCACAAGCGCAAAUUUACGGGCAGGGUCAGCUGGACCGAAAAUAAGAGGUGGAUCUGGUAAGCUGACCAGUGCGAGCAUGGCAGAGGCAGGUCCAGCUGUGACGCAUAUAUCAAAAAGCACAGACUCUUUCUCUCCUUGCAUGUAUGCUCCCAGCACUAGUAAUUCUUAUAUCAGUCACAGUCCUUCCCCUUCCCCAGGAGCCAGUAGCAGCAGCGGCACAGCCAGUGCCCCCGAGACACCCACAGAAGCCAAGAUGAAGUAUCUGAUCUUCACAACUGGCAACAGCACCUAUACUCCCCAUUUGAUAGGGAUUAAGAAGAUCGACCCCGAGCGUACCAAGAUGCAGGACACCCACACCCUUAUUCAGCCUGGUUCAAUGAUGGACCAGCCUCCUGAUGGUCAAGAUGGUGUGAAUUAUGAUGGGAUUGACCACUUGAUUGACCUUGGAGGUCAUAUCAUUGGCAUGUGCCUGUCUCCUGAUCACAGAUAUCUCUAUGUGAACAGUCGACCCUGGCCUAAGAACUACCACAUAGAAAACCCCCUGUACCCACCUCCCAUUGCCCAGGAGAUAGACAUCCAUGUAAUAGACCUGCAAACUAUGAAGGAAGUGGGGACGAUGUUGAGAGCUCACAAGGCUUAUACCCCAAAUGAUGAGUGCUUCUUCAUUUUCUUGGAUGUGUGUGAUGAGUAUGUCGCAAGUGGUGCUGAAGACAAACAUGGCUACCUAUGGGAUAGGCAUUAUGGGAUAUGCUUGAUGAAGUACCCACAUACUGAUGUAGUAAAUUCUGUUGCCUUUAAUCCUAAGGAUCCCGAGAUGUUGGUCACCGUCAGUGAUGAUAACUCCAUCAAAAUAUGGCGGUCAAGAAACCGACAGCGCCAGCUGACAGGCCACGACAUUGCUGGUGCUAGUGCUAGCAAUGGGUAGACUGCAAAAUACGUGGGAAAAUGACAGAAAGAUUUUUGAGAGUUGGUUCUGAAUAUGAUAAGUCCUGACAAAGUUGUACAUGGACAAAGGGCAUGCACUGCCACAAAGGAAAAGAUUCAGCCAUUCUCUGCAGUCCUAAUUAAAUAUUGGUUGUGCUGACAAUAUUAUGUGAGAUAAAAUACUCUGAGCUAAUCAGAAUUUUUUCCAAAAUAGUAGGUACUAGUAGGCUUCUUUUAAUUGGGUAAGGUAAUGUUAACCACAGUUGUACAAUUAAAACUCUUGUACAGAAUAUUGGUAUUGAUUUUGUUUGUGAAUUGUGGACAAGGUGUCUUCACAUGUAGAUAAGUUUUAAAGCUAUGUAAGUAUUGGAAAGUCAUCAGAAAAACAUAAAGAAGCCUUGGACUGAUACUAUAGGCAAAUAACUGUUCUGGAUGCCAUACUGUUCCAGUCUUAUCAAAGUUGUUGUUACACAAUAGGUUGCUUGUUAGCAUAGUAUUCAGUUGUUUUAACACUGUGUGGCAAAGAAAUGUGCCACAUUCUUGAUAUUAUUUGUACAGGCUGUGAAGUUAGUUUACCAUGCUGUAAAAGAACUAGAGAGAUACUGAGGGAUAGCUGGAACAAGUGGACAGUUCAUAUUUGUUGUUAAUUUUAUUAUUGUUGUUGAACUAAUAAUAUUUAUCUUAAAGUUUAAUGAUUUACAUAGCGUCCAUACCCUUGGGGAUUACUUACAGAGCACUGUGUUUAAUCAAAAGAACAAGUCAAUUAAACAGCAUUAAAUUUUCAUUAGUGCUUUUAAAGUGAUGAGUGGAAAUGUAAGUAGAGUGAAUACUUUAAUUAAUUAAUUUAUUUAACAUAUUAUUUAGUAAAUAUUUAUAUUGUUUAUCAUAAGAAACUCGACAUGUGACCUUGGCCCCAAUGUAUGGUUACAUAUCACCAAGCACAAUUUAUUUUUACACACGCAUGCACGCAAGCACGCACACACACACACAGGAAUGCACGCACACACAAGAAAUGACAUAGAGAUGACACGGCCGGUCUCUACUUGGGCUGAACUGAAUAACGUGAAUAAGUUGUCAGAGGUCCAUGCUUCUCUUAAGGGUUGACAAACAGACGAUGUUUUGUCUUUGAUUUCAGUUUGUUAUCAUAUCAUGAAUAUAGAAAUGUUAACAUCAUGUUUGAUGUUUGCAUGCAGAUCCAGUUCUUGUUAUUGUGAUUUGUGUCUUAUUUUCACUUAAAAAAAGUAUAGUUUACAUAUCAGUGAAUCACAAGCUAUGAAUAAUUUAUUAAAUUGAAUUUUCUUUUGUGAGACCAAAUAUGCAGAUUUAUUGCUUUUUUAUAUAAAAUUAAUGAUGGUGCAGAAGAGAGACACUUACCAAAUGCAAAUGUUUGUAAUUUUGUAAGAGCAAACGUUUUAAAAAAUUGAAUAAAUGUCCAAUCAUUAGAGUCUUUCUAUUCAUGUGCAAUUAUACAUUUAGUGUAUAUCUUAUGUGUUGGGCAAAGUAAGAUUUGUGCCUUUAAUCUCAUAAUUUUAUGUUUAUAUCCAAAAUGCUUGGUAAGUCAGUAGAUGUUCACGAAAAGCAAAGGUAAUAACUUAAAAAUCGUAAUGAAAGUGGGUAAAAAGCAUUUUAACAAAGAAAUGGGGCUUACCUCCAAUAUGACAUAAGAUUUGUGUAAAAGUGUGAGACCUUAGCAUCAAGUUUGCCCACAAUUGAUUGAUACUUGCAAUUGUAACUUUCUUGACGUUUCAAAAUUGUAAACAUGAUCCAAAAUACUAAGCAUUUAGUAACUGUGAACAGCCAAUUGACUCUUUUUCCCCCUGCUUUAUUAGGCUUAGUUAAAAUGCUCUAAACAUUUCACUUAACAUUGCUCUACAUUUGUUAACGGCAAAUGUUGACUGAGUUUUUAGCCCCCUGUUGAGUGAUGUACAGCAGUAUCCAGAGUGGGUCAACUCAACAGUUGUUGUUGUUGAGAGAUGAUGAGAGCUUUUAACCACCCCUGGAUCUUCAAAGUGUUCGGAAGUUGAAUUUCCACCGCACAACAAAUGUUGAUCGAGUGAAAUUGUUGAAUGCAUUUUAGCAGCCUUACUCAAAAUCACUGAACAUUACUCUACAAAUGUUGAUCGAGCGAUGUUCAGUGCAAUGUUGAGAGAAUUUUAACUAGGCUUAAGAGGAUAGUUAAUUUUGUUUACUGCAUGUUCAUAGAUAUAAACUUGGCUAGAUUCACACAUAUUAUGGAAUUUCAUGUUGUCUUUGUUUAUUGCAAAAAUAAAGGUAAUUGUUGUAACAACACCUUUAUACAUAUGGAUGGUAGUUUGUAUUACUUUAAUAGACCUUGUGGGCAGGCUAUAUAUCCAGUGAGGUAGACUGACA
Lingula anatina is the source of this 5746-nucleotide messenger RNA. RefSeq names its product F-box/WD repeat-containing protein 5. Lineage: Eukaryota; Metazoa; Brachiopoda; Lingulata; Lingulida; Lingulidae. The record is from RefSeq and is a predicted model, not a curated record. Gene Ontology annotation, cellular component: SCF ubiquitin ligase complex; Cul4-RING E3 ubiquitin ligase complex. Gene Ontology annotation, molecular function: protein binding. Gene Ontology annotation, biological process: protein ubiquitination.